Molecule: messenger RNA, 1923 nt
Organism: Vitrella brassicaformis
Lineage: Eukaryota; Vitrellaceae
Source: the annotation of a GenBank genome assembly
CUCGUAUCGUAUUCCAGGGAUGAAGCCUGCGGAGAUGAUGGACGGGUGGAUUCUGCCUGGUGACGGGUGAGUGAGUCGGACACAAUAAAGAAACACACACGGUGGACGGCCGGAUGAAUGGAUGCAUUUCCAUAUAUGCCUGAAGGACGGCUGUGGUGCGGCAGUUCCCCAUUCCAAAGGCAGGUCACGGGCAGGUCGUCAUCAAAGGUCAGUCACUGUGCACACAAAGGCUUGUAUGCCAUUCAUGUGUGUGUAGAUGUGUUGCUUGGUUUGGCCAGUGAUGGCGUCCACCAUUUCGGAGACAGACAUCCGCGCCAUCUACCGACAACACCUCGGCACCGGAGCUGAGAAAUAUCGCAAUGUCAUCGCGGGGGUGAGCAAAGGACGUGUGGCGAUCAUCCACCCGACCCACCCAAUUGUGGUGUGUGUGCAUCUUCCUUCCCUUUUUUGAUUGGCAUGCAGCACGAGCCAGCCGGUAUAGUGUACUCUGUGGGUGCUGGCUGCCGUCGGCUCAGGGAGGGCGACCGUGUGUGUGUCUACGACGCCAGCCGGUGCGGCCAGUGUGGCGACUGCAGGCGGGGCUAUGCCAUCAGCUGCCCAGCCGACUCGAGAGCGGCGUACGGCUGGCAGAGGGACGGAGGGAUGGCGCAAUACAUGCUCGCUGAAGAAAGGGUCUGUCAGUGAGCGGAGCGAUUGGAUUAAUCGACCCCCUCCCCUCUCUGCGUGUUUGUACUGUUUUCCACUGCAGGACUGCCUGUUGCUUCCCGAGUCUGUGAGCUAUGUGGACGGUGCCUGUGUGGCGUGUUGCUUUGGCACCUGCUACGAGGCGGUCAGGAGGCUGGACGUGUCGGGCGAUGAUCGAUGCCUGGUCGUUGGCUUAGGACCGAUGGGUCUCGCCACAUGCAUGCUCGGUCGGUCGGUACUCACCAGCCACCCCACGACAGACAGACAACACAUUCUCACACAACACAACACACGUGUGUAUGUGUCAUUGUGUGUGUGCCCCUCUUGUGGCUGUCACAGCACGAGCGCGUGGCGCCUCCUUCCUUGUGGGUGUGGACGUCAAUCCUGCGCGGGCGACCCAGUGCAGUCAGCUGAACCUCGCUGACCUGGUGCUGGACGCAGAGGGCGGCGAGGAGGGGCGGCAGCGGUGCCUCCGGGCUGUCAUGGAGGUCACCGAGGGCAUGGGAUGCGAGAAGACCAUCGACACAUCCGGACAUCCUGACGGAAGGCUGCUCGCACUGCAGGUCGGUCCGUCAGCUCAUCCACCCACCUUGCCCACUCACCCACUCAGUGCACAGCACAGCACAUGGCAUGGGCAUAUACCUCGACGGUCUGGCUGUCGUGCGGUGCCGUGAUAUGCAGGCUACGCGUCGGUUCGGGUCGGUGGCGUUGGUGGGCGAGGGCAACCACAUGACCUUCCAGCCCUCAAACGACCUGCUGCACAAGCACAUCGCCAUCCACGGGGUGUGGGUAUCGUCAUACGCCAACAUGGAGGCCCUGCUCGAGAGGCUGGACCGGUGGCGGAUGCAUCCUGAGAAGAUCGUCACGCACUAUUUCGCCCUGGCUGACGCGGCACAGGCGUACGAGACGGUGGACAAGGGCAACUGUGGAAAGGUGGCCGUCAUCACCUCGGAUGAAGAAUGACAGACAGAUAUUGGUACGCGGGCGGCGUGUACGUGUGUGUAUGUGGAUGUGGCGAGCACUCUCAGACGUAACUGUGUAGGUAGGUGUGUCGAGUCUGUAUAUCGUUCUGUACGUCUGUCUGUCUGUCAGUCAGUGGAUUAUUUUCUGUGAAUGUUUUUCUUUUAUGGCCAGCGGGAUUUAUUUGUCCAGUGCGUGUGGACGAGAUCAGGAAAUGGAUGGAUGGAUGGAUGGAUGGAUGACGUGAAGAGCCUUUCGUCUGUACAGGCGUUGAAUCGG